CGUCCCGCUCCGAGUUCGCUCUCCAUCACUGCUGGCAAGUGUCUGCAGAACGGAGCGCGAAGGUCUCAGCGCUCAGGGCAGCUGCACCAUCCGCACCUGCGGCGACCUCCCGCCCCGCACCUGGUGCGGCUCGGUUGCGGCGCCCGCUGUCCUCCAGGGCAUGGCGCGCGUGAAGACGGGGUUUCGCAGCUGCAAGGACCGCCUGUGAGUCGGCGAGCAGAGGACCGAGUGGGAGCGCGACCGCGCGCACGAUGCUUGUCCGGGCGGAGGCGAAAGCCGCUUGGCGCGCGGUGGCCCUGGCUCUGCUGCUGCUCCCCGCUGUGCCUGCAGCCGCUCCGCCUGGACCCCCGCGCCCGCUGCAGCCGAGCAUGCCCCAUGUGUGUGCCGAGCAGAAGCUGACCCUGGUGGGCCACCGUCAGCCCUGUGUGCAAGCCUUCAGCCGCAUAGUGCCUGUGUGGAGAUCAGGCUGUGGGCAGCAGGCAUGGUGUGUUGGCCAAGAGCGCAGGACUGUCUACUAUAUGAGCUAUAGGCAAGUGUAUGCCACGGAGGCCCGCACUGUGUUCAGGUGCUGCCCAGGGUGGAGGCAGAAGCCUGGCCAGGAGGGCUGCCUCUCAGAUGUAGACGAGUGUGCCAGUGCCAAUGGGGGCUGUGAAGGCCCCUGCUGCAACACUGUGGGCGGUUUUUACUGCCGCUGCCCACCUGGCUACCAGCUGCAGGGGGAUGGCAAAGCCUGCCAAGAUGUGGACGAGUGUCGUGCACACAAUGGUGGUUGCCAACACAGGUGUGUGAAUACCCCUGGCUCUUACCUCUGUGAGUGCAAACCUGGCUUCCGGCUCCACACAGAUGGCAGGACCUGCCUAGCCAUCAGCUCUUGCACUCUGGGAAAUGGUGGCUGCCAGCAUCAGUGUGUCCAGCUCACAGUGACACAGCACCGCUGCCAGUGCCGGCCCCAGUACCAGCUGCAGGAGGAUGGCAGGCGUUGUGUGCGGAGAAGCCCGUGUGCAGAUGGCAAUGGUGGCUGCAUGCACGUAUGCCAGGAGCUCCGAGGCCUUGCCCACUGUGGCUGCCACACAGGUUACCAGCUUGCUGCAGACCGCAAGGCCUGUGAAGAUGUGGAUGAAUGUGCCGUGGGGCUGGCCCAGUGUGCUCACGGCUGCCUCAACACUCAGGGAUCCUUUAAAUGCGUGUGCCACGCAGGCUAUGAGCUGGGUGCUGAUGGCCGGCAGUGCUACCGGAUUGAGAUGGAGAUUGUGAACAGCUGCGAGGCUGGCAAUGGCGGCUGCUCACAUGGUUGCAGUCACACUAACGGACCCCUGUGUACCUGCCCUCAUGGUUACGAGCUGGAUGAAGACCAGAAGACCUGCAUUGGUGCGAGCCAGUUCCUUCCAGGGUGCCCUGCCCCUGCAGCCCCAGGACUCGAUGAUAUACCCAGUUUGGGGCUUAUUUGGUGCUGUGACUGGGAAGUUUUCUCUCUCUGCUGCUCUGACUGCCCGGGCUCAGCAGGAGCUGCAGGAGAGCUGAUGAGAGUGGGCAGCUCAACUCGAAAGGAUUCUGAGCACUUGCCUUGGCCGCCAUUGGGUGUGCAUGUGCUGUGUGUGUGUGUGGGCCAGGUUGGUGGGUGCAGGACAGGCCUGGGCUCGGGCAUCAUAAAACCAGCCCUGAUAAGAUUCCGACUUGAAAGUCAGGUUGGGCUUUGGCGAUGUGUGGGAACUUAUAGAACUCCAAAGCUCUCUGCUGGCCGGGCACUGAGGCUGGCUUCUCCUCUCUGGACCUCAGCCUGCCCCCCUGGCCUGUACGGCGAGAACUGUCAGCAUUCCUGUCUUUGCCGAAAUGGAGGGAGCUGUGACCCCGUCUUGGGCCAGUGCACGUGCCCAGAGGGCUGGACCGGCUUGGCCUGUGAGAAAGAGUGCCUUCCUGGACACUACGGAGCUGGCUGUCAGCUUAGCUGCAAUUGCCUUAAUGGGGGCAUGUGCGACCCGCUCACGGGCCACUGCCUCUGCCCAGCUGGCUGGACGGGGGACAAGUGUCAGAGCCCCUGUGCCAAGGGCCUGUUUGGGGUUCACUGUGAGGAGCACUGUACCUGCCGGAGAGGUGCCACCUGCCACCAUGUCACGGGGGCCUGCCUCUGUCCCCCAGGAUGGAGGGGCUCACACUGCGAGGACGCCUGUCCAUAUGGCUGGUUUGGAGAGGCCUGUGCCCAGCGUUGCCACUGCCCUCCUGGUGCCUCCUGCCACCAUGUUACUGGGGAGUGCCAUUGUCCACCUGGCUUCACUGGACCUGGCUGUGAGCAGGCCUGCCAGCCUGGCACCUUUGGAAAGGACUGUGGGCACCCAUGCCAAUGUCCUGGUGAGACCUGGGCCUGCCACCCUGCUUCAGGGGCCUGCGUAUGUGCUGCGGGUUACCAUGGCACUGACUGUCGGCAACGAUGUCCUCCUGGACGCUAUGGGCCAGGCUGUGCACAAGUUUGUAAGUGUCUCAAUGGUGGUUCCUGCGAUACAGCCACGGGAGCCUGCCACUGCCCUGCCGGGUUCCUUGGGGCCGACUGCAGCCUUGCCUGUCCACAGGGUCGCUUCGGCCCCAAUUGUGCCCAUGUGUGUGCAUGCGGGCAAGGGGCGGCCUGUGACCCUGCGUCAGGGACUUGCGUCUGUUCUCCUGGGAAGACUGGAGUCCACUGUGAACAUGGGUGUCCCCAGGGUCGGUUUGGCAAGGACUGUGAGCUCAAGUGUGCCUGCAGAAAUGGGGGCCUGUGUGAUGUCACUAACGGCAGCUGUUCCUGUCCCCUGGGCUGGAUGGGGCCACACUGCGAGCAGGCCUGUCCUGCUGGGCGCUACGGAGCUGCCUGCCUUCUGGGGUGUUCCUGUCAGAACAAUGGUACCUGUGAGCCCACUACGGGUGCUUGCCACUGUGGCCCUGGCUUCUAUGGUCAAGCUUGUGAGCACUCCUGCCCUGCUGGCUUCUAUGGAUCUGGUUGCCAGGGCGUCUGUGAGUGUCAACAGGGAGCCCCCUGCGACCCUGUCAGUGGCCAGUGCCUCUGCCCUGCCGGCUUCCAUGGCCAGUUCUGUGAGAGGGGGUGCAAGCCAGGCUUUUUUGGAGAGGGCUGCCGGCAGCGGUGUAACUGCAACAAAGGUGUACCCUGCGAUGCCAUCAGCGGCCUCUGCCUUUGCCCACCAGGGCGCACAGGAGCUACAUGUGACCAGGAGUGCAGAAGGGGCCGCUUUGGGCCUGGCUGUGCCCUGCACUGUGGCUGUGAGGGUGGGGCUGACUGUGACCCCAUCAGUGGGCAGUGCCGUUGCGUGGACAACUACACAGGGCCCACUUGCCAGGAAGUGGCUACACAGCCAUCCUCCAGCAGACCAGCACCCCAGCAGCCCAGCAGCAGGGCCAUGAGGCACUAGUUCAUGGAAUCCCCACAGAGGACCACUACCAUGUUUCAGCCCAAGGCACUGAGAGGACAUGGGUGGACCUGGGACUCCUGGUUUCACACCUCUUCUGGAAAGCUAUGGAUCUCUGUGGAGGACUGUGGAAAGUCACGGGGAAGAAGGCCUCAAGUGGACACAGUGAACCCAGGGAAGUGGACCAGGCCUCAGGCCACCGUUUACAUGGGAACCCUGCAGGCUGUGCUGUGGAAUCCUGGCCCUCUUUAGGGACCUGGGUUGGGACCAAGGCAGGAGUUGGCGAGGCCCACCUGCCUGACAGGUCCUUCUGGUGCUAGGCCAUGGACUGCUGCAGCCAGCCGACUGUUUACCUGGUAACGUAGUCCAGCCCGUAUUUAUGUAAGAUAUUUAUGGGCAGCUCCACUUGCCAUUGUGGCCCUAGGUCAGCUGGAAGCUACCCCAUCUCAGAAGCUUGGACGCAGGCCAGCGGGCUGUGGGGUCUCCAGAGUUUUGUAAAGUCCUAUGAGUUAAAGACACAGUGGUGUCCUCGUGGCCUGGG
Messenger RNA from Peromyscus leucopus (white-footed mouse), 3933 nucleotides. RefSeq names its product multiple EGF like domains 6 (gene Megf6). NCBI's taxonomy places the organism in Eukaryota, Metazoa, Chordata, Mammalia, Rodentia, Cricetidae. Gene Ontology annotation, molecular function: calcium ion binding; protein binding. The record is from RefSeq and is a predicted model, not a curated record.